Molecule: messenger RNA, 1289 nt
Organism: Caenorhabditis angaria
Lineage: Eukaryota; Metazoa; Nematoda; Chromadorea; Rhabditida; Rhabditidae
Source: the annotation of a GenBank genome assembly
AUGAGCUAUCAAACUAAACAACCGCGCACUAUUUAUGUGCUUCCUCCAAGGAAAAUAUUAUCAUCGACUCCAAUUGCUCCAACAAAUGGGCAAUUUCAUGCGAAGCCAACAACAACUUAUCGAUUGAUUCGACCAAAUUAUACACUUCCACCGGUUGCUCCACAACAACCUAAAUUAGUGCCAAAAGUCGAACAGAAACCUAUUUUGAAACGGCCGAAUGAUGAUGUGAUCAGUGCUUUACUUGGUGAAUCAAUGGAACCUUCGGGUCCAAGAAAACGAGAAAGAUUGACACAUUUGACGGCUGAAGAGAAAAUGGAUCGAAGAAAAAUGAAAAAUCGAAUGGCUGCUCAAACUGCUAGAGAUAAAAAGAAGGUAAAUAAUUCUCCUUUAAAAUUUAGAGCAUCUUUUGAGCAAUGUUUUUUUUCAGGAAAGAUCCCAAAAGAUGGAAGAUGUUAUGAAAUCGAUUGUUGAUGAGAACCGUAAACUUCGAACUGAAAAUUUGCGUCUCCGACAAGAAAUUGAAGAAAUGAGACGGUCACAAAAUCUCCGAAUGUAUUCGGUUGGAAAUGUUGAGAAUCGUUCAAUUUCCAAACUUGAUGAGUCCCUUGAAUCUGCCGCAUUCAUUAAUGCACCCCUGCUGAGGGUACAGGCUCGUCGUUUGGAAAAAGACAAUAUCAAUCAGAACAACCGAAACAAGAAGAGUAUUAUGAGCCAUAUCAAAUUGACAAUUCAACUCGUUCUCUUCAUUCUUCACAGUGUGUCCAAAAACAAGAGUUUGGACUCGGAGGAGGAGACAACUUUGACAUCGGAGAUGAAUUUGAAAUUGAAAAAAUCAUUGAAGAUCUUAAGGUAAUUAAAUUAUAUCUCAAGAAUUUGACUGAAUCAAUAUUCAAAUUAUUUUGCAGAGUUCUGACAUCGACCUCGACAGAUUGUGCAAUGAUUUGCCGUCGUAUUAUGAAGAAGACCCUUCCACAUCAUCAUCGUCGUCAUCUUACGAACCUUCUCCAUCUCAAAACAGUCAAAUCUCGCAACAAUUUGCGGAUCCCUUAAGCGACACUUGCUAUUGGGAUUCUCCCACUCCAACAACUGAAGUAUUACUUGGCGAUCCUGAUUUCGGCUACUCAACCAAAAAUCAAAUGACAACUGAUCCAUUUUUAACCAAACCCGAAACCAAACCUGAUAUUUCUUCUCCACUUUCUUCAAAUUCAUCUUUUGUUGAUCCAAACGAUUUCGAAUAUUGGACUCGAGAAUCAACAGAUCUUGAAUUGUUUAAUGAGAAAUUAUAUUGA